Colletotrichum orchidophilum is the source of this 219-nucleotide messenger RNA. RefSeq lists its product as uncharacterized. The annotation marks the transcript as partial. The transcript has a single exon. The record is from RefSeq and is a predicted model, not a curated record. NCBI's taxonomy places the organism in Eukaryota, Fungi, Ascomycota, Sordariomycetes, Glomerellales, Glomerellaceae.
AAUAAUAAAUUAAAUUAUAAAAAACUUAGAUUUUUUAAAAUUAUUAAAAAAGUUUUAUUAAUUAAUUUUAAAUUAAAAUUUUUAAAUAUAAUACAAUAUUACCCGGUUUUUUAUAUUUUAUUUUUAAAAUUAAUAUUUAAAAGUUUAUAUAUUAAAAAUCGUAUUAUUAUCGAAUUUAAUAAACUAAAAUAUAAAAUUAAACGAGUUAUUGACUAUUAA